Molecule: messenger RNA, 5088 nt
Organism: Paramecium tetraurelia
Lineage: Eukaryota; Ciliophora; Oligohymenophorea; Peniculida; Parameciidae
Exons: 3
Molecular function (GO): protein binding
Source: RefSeq, a predicted model, not a curated record
AUGAGCAAUCAUAUUUUACAGUCAACUAAGGCGCUUUGGCCUGCUUUAGCGAAUUAUGUCAAUCUUUAUCAUGUAAUAAUCGCAUAAUGUACUACAAGUAUAUAACUUAGUGAAGUCAAUCUCUCAGGUUGCAACAUCAACGUAUACUUUGCAAUUGAGUUGGCCAAUCUAGUAUAGAAGAAUACUAAUAUUGAAGUAUUGCAAUUAGCAAGUUGCAAGUUGAAUUCAUUCUCACUAAGCUGCAUCUUUAAAGCGAUGAUCGAUCAUACCGGAUUGGCUCAAUUGAAUUUAUUUAAUAAUCAAUCCUUUACUCCAACUGUUGUACAAGACUUCAUUAAGUAUGUUCUUAAAGGCAAGAAUCCUUUGAUUGAAAUCAAUAUAAGUCAUUGCAACAUCGAAAAUGCUUAAUUAUCUAUGAUACUACCAAAUUUGAAAAAUCUCAAAUCACUUAAGAGAUUAAAGAUGGGCUUAAUGAGCUUGAGUUCCGAGUCACUGCUAGCACUUUCCUCAGCGAUGCUACAUUACACAGGUAAAAGAUUCUUAGACUAUCUUGAUCUAUCAUUUUGCUAGAUAAAGAAUCAUGGGCUUGAAUUACUUAAUAAAUCUCUCUAUUUAUCAGUAAUAACCUCUAUUAAUAUUAAAUCCAUCAAUUUAUCCGGCAACCACAUCAGUUAGGAUGGAGUGGUUCAUUUGGAACAGAUCCUCCUAAAAUUAAACAUUGAAGAAUUGAAUUUAUCAAGAAAUAAGAUCUAAGAAUUUUAGAACUAAUAAGUCCUCAAUAAGUAAUUAUUGAGGGUGGAUCUAUCAAGCAACAUUUUUGAAGAAAUCCCCAAUAACUUCUUUUUGAACGUAUUAUCAAUUAAUUUAUCAAACAAUCAGAUCAAUACUCAAGGAGCCUAUUAAAUUUCUUAAGUACUAUCCUAUAAGAAGGUUCAAUGGGUGGAUCUCAACAUUAACAAUAAUUGCAUUAAAACAAGAGGCUUCAUUUCUCUAAUCUACGCCUUAAUUGAGAAUAAAUCUUUAACCAAUCUAUCGGUAGCAAAUAAUAAAAUUAAUGGCGAAGGAAUCCUUGUUUAUAUCUUUAAUCACGAACAAUUGAAUCUUUAAUACUUAGAUCUAUCUCAUAAUUACUUAAGGUAUGAUUUGGUCUAUGCUUUGAUAUCUAUGAUGAAAGAAUGUAAAUUAAAAACUUUGGUGCUAUCAUAAUUGAGACAAGAUGAAAAUGAAAUUCAUAGUGGCAAAAACGAAUUAUUUGAAAUUAAAUGUGCUAAUCUUAGAGAAAUUGAUUUUUCCUGUAAUCCAUAGAUAAUCAUGCCCAUUCUUAAAAGUCUAUCUAAACAGUAUAAUCGUCUAGAAUACUUAAAUCUAAACAAUUGUCAAUUGAUUAAGAAACCAGAAAGAGAAUCUCUAUUUAAGAAAUCAGAUACCUAAACAUUAGAUAUAAAGAAACCAUAUGAUGCUCAUGUGAGGAAAUCAGACACUUUGACAAUAGAUUUGAAGAAAUCAAGUGAGGCUAAAUUUUUGAUUUUCGAUGAACCAAUUUUCAUAGAUCAAACAGAUCAAAAAAACUCAUAGUAACAAAAUAACCAAGUAUUAGAAUGCAUUUAUAAUCUAUUAUCAAAGACCUAUACACUUUAAACUUUGUGUUUAGCGAAUAACAAUUUGCAUUAUUUAAAUGAAAAUGAGUUGAAGCAAUUGGAAGGCUGCUUUGCUAAUAAUUUUACGUUGCUCUCCCUUGAUUUAUCAAAUAACAAGUUAAAAUCUAAAAUUGUGUUUUUGGUAAAUGGAUUAAAAAACUGUGGUUCUUUACGCUAUUUGAACAUAAGCAAUAAUCAGAUUGAAGAAGAUUAUGAGGUAAUAAUUAAAUUGCCUGAAAUUUUCAAGAAUCCAAGUUUGCAAUACAUUGAUUUAUCAUUGAAUUCUAUUCAUAGUGCCACUUUUUAGAAUAUGAAAAAAAUACUAUUAAGAUAGUAUAAGUAAUUCCCCUAGAUGAAUUUGAGCUAAUUAAAAUUAACAGCAGAUGACCUUGUUAGCAUCAGUGAAAUCAUACGCGAAUCUUACUCAAUUAGAAAAUUGGAAUUGUUUGGCAAUCAGUCCAUUGAUUAUUUGAAUAAUGUGCUGGUGUAUGGAGACAAUAAUAAGGUUGAGUCUCUGUCCAUAAACAGAUUGAAGUUGAGAAGAGAUAUUUUUGAAAAUCUCUUUUAGAUAUUGGUUUAAAAUCAAAAAUGGAUGAGAAUCAUAGAAAUAUCAAACACUUUAUUAAAAAAUUAUCAAUUGAAGAAAUUGUUAGAGCAAUUAAAAUAGAUGCAUUCUCUGAAGGCACUAAUAAUGGACAAUUAAUAUUUCGAUAACAAAGAAGUGAUUGAUUCCUUGAAAGAAUUGUUUCGAUCGUUUAAGAAAUUGAAAACCUUAUCGAUUCGAAAGUCAACUCUCUCUGUUGAAUUUUUUGAAUUCCUCUAUCAACUAUUAUCGCAUUCUAAGAACUUGGAAGAACUGGAUCUUAGUAGCAAUCAAAGCAACGAUUAUGAACACAAAUGCAUCAUCCCCAAACAAGGUAUUGAACUACUUUCAUAGGGGAUUCAAAUUACUUAAACUCUCAAGAAUCUUAAUCUAUCGAAAUGCUAAUUAGAUGAUGAAGUAAUGCAGAUAUUCAUAGACACUCUACCUUUGAAUACCUCAUUGAUUCAACUAGAUAUCAGUGAAUGCAAUCUCACAAAACUAAGCUUCCUAAGAUUUAAAAAAAACUUCAGCCAAAAUCCUUCGUUAUUACAAAAACUAUGUUGUUAAUUGAUGAUUGAUGAGAUCCCCAAUAAUCUUGUUAACAGUUAGAGUCUACCCAAUUUAUUCUAUCUUGACAUCUCCAAAAAUAAGUAAAAAAAUAGAAGUAUCGUUAAAUUAGUCCAGUGUUGCUAACCUAAUAAUAUCUUCUAAAAUCUCUUCUUCCUUAAUUUGGAAUAGUGUCAUCUCAACGAUCAUCAUUGUAAAGCUUUAAGCAAAUUAAUCGUAACCAAUUUGAAGGAGUUGCAUCUUAGUCAAAACCAAAUCACCUUUGUUGGAUUUAAAGACCUGUUUGACCCUAUCUUAGAGGGAAAUUCCAAACUCAAAGCCUUAAAUUUGUCAAAAAACAAAAUCAAUGAAGAAUACUUUUGCUAACUCGAAUACAAGGAACUAAAUAUGAGAAUCGAUUCUCUAGAACUGUUGUCUCUUGAUGGUAAUUUCUGUUAUGGCAAGGGUUGCAAAGGAUUUAUAAAACUCUUAUCCCAAAAUCCCAAACUCUAUAUCUUUAACCAUUGGCUGAACAUUAAUGACUAAUUGGCUUACUUAGUAAUUUAGUCUUACAUUCAGUUCACUUAAUUGUACAACCUAAAAUAUGGUUAGCAUAACUACAUACAAUAAUUGAUUAUAAAGGAGACUGAUUUCUCAGAUGACUUUUUAAUUUGGUUUGGUUACAACUAUUUUCAAUUGCCCUAUUUGUAAUACAUAGAUUUCUCAAGCAAUACAAGGUUCUGUACAAGCAUGGGAAAGAUGCACAUGUAUAUUAAUAUGAUAAACAAUCAAGUCAAUUACAAUUUGCUUCAAGUUAAGUUUGAUGAAGUCGAACAACAAACCCUGACUAUGUUCGAUGACGGAUUGAUUAGGUUCCAUCUGCUGAAAUAGAAAUUUCGAUUUCAAAAUUACACCAUCAUGUAAAGCAGUUAUGGCAUCAAUGAUCAAAAUAUCGAAACCAUAAAAUGGGGGUUCAUUGGGAAAUUCAUAAUUCACAUAAUAAACAAACUGUUAUAUCUGUUUUAGGGAUCUCUAACAGAAUUCAGGAUGAGUAGUUAACUAUAGAAACACCUGAGGAGAAAAAUGAACAGCAUGAAAAUUUACUACAUAUUGGGUUGUUUGGUAGAGCCAGUAUUUAUAAUUUUGGCACUUCUUACAGCAUUCAUGUUGUAGACUCCUUUGUCUUUAGAGGACUUGUAAGACCAUAGAAAUUGUCGAAAUCAAUAUUGCUUUAUUAACGACGUGUAAAUUCUCACUUUGACUUUGUUCAUAGUGGAUAUUCUCGUAAUUGUGAUGUGCAGUGUAACUAACAUGAUUAUAGCAAUCAAGCUAAGGAUUAAUUCAGAGCCAGACUUCUACAUUUUGACUUACGAAUAAAAGAAGGAAUUAAAAAGGAAAUUCCCAAUAAAAAAAGAGUUGCUACUAUUGAUGCUCUAGAUACUACUGUAAUGCAAGUACAUUUUCGACACUCUAAUCAUAUCAUCCAGUUACAACAUGUCAAGUUACAUUGAGAAAUAUGAAGACAAUUCCUUCUAAUAAAUUAAAACUAAUUUCUUAGCAACUGCUUACAUGAUGACUGUAAUGAUAUGCGUUAAAUUCACCAUUUUUUGUUAUCAGGAUGUGAAAUGCACUAUCCAAUUUUUUAAACAUCCAAAUAAGGAUGCUUCAUUUCUCUUGUCAAAUAUGUGGAUCAAGAAUAUCUAUGAUACCAAUAUUCUCGUCGAGAAUGUGAUCAGCAAUUUCUGUCCACAAUCGGGAAUUAAAAUAAGAAAUAGUCUAUUUAAUUUGAAACAGAUUUAUUAGCUGACUUAAUUAUUUGUAAUUGAGUUACCCACCUUCUUCAUAUAUCUAUUCUUCUUUAAUAACUACUAACUGAUGUUUUUGAAAAUGGGCUACUAAACAGUAAUCACAGUCACAAUAAUAUUUCAAGUCAUUGGAAUGAUACGCAAUAUUAUCAAGGGUCUCUGCAAUGCCUAUUGGGCCCUAGUGUCGAGACCUCCAGUUGUGAAAUGGUUUGAUAUCAAUGAAUUCUUAUUGUUACGAAGAUAUCAGCAUUUGGGAGAGAAGCGAUUGAUAACUCAGUAGUCCAUUAAAUAGAAGAAGCAAUUCAACAGCUUCAAAAAUAUAAUAAAGAAGAAGCAGAUGCAGAAUCAACAAAUAACAUAGAAAUCAAAGAGUGAUAGAAUAAUAGAGAAACGAAAAACAUCCAGAAGAGCCAGUGAAGAACAUGAAGAAGAAGCAGAUUACUUAGUUAAAAAAAGCCAGAUUACAACAGAAAAUAUGUAUAUAGGAACUCUUAAUACUAAAAUGAAAUCAGACUGA